Molecule: messenger RNA, 1104 nt
Organism: Rhinopithecus roxellana (golden snub-nosed monkey)
Lineage: Eukaryota; Metazoa; Chordata; Mammalia; Primates; Cercopithecidae
Gene: DMRTC1
Product: DMRT like family C1
Exons: 6
Coding region: 91-669 (192 amino acids)
Source: RefSeq, a predicted model, not a curated record
CACCUCAGGGUCUUGCCUGCUGUGAGUGCCUUGAAGAGGGAGCAGCGGGCACGGCCAAAGAGACACCUGGCUCAAGGACCAAUAAGGAGUAUGGCUGCCCCUCCCAAAGCUCCCAUCCGUGUCAGGAAUUUGACCAUCAGAGCAGGAGUCCUCACUGGGAAGGAGAACAACAUGCUGCAGCCCGAGACCCACAUCUUCACAGCCUCUGAGGAGGGGAGCUCCCAAGGCGCUCUGCUGCUUGGCCAGGCCCCAGAAUCUUUGUCUCUGCCUUGUACUCCAGUGACCUUGGAGCAGCAACUGGUUUCUCCUUCUGGAGAUCCCCACAGGGCCCCUGCCCUGCCCAGCAUAUGCUCAACUCUGGUCCUCCAGCCCUGUGCCACCCUUGACCCUCUUCUACUGCAGCCACAGGUCCCCAAAAUCUCUGACCAGGCUUUGGUUUCUGCCCACUCAGAGUGGCAGCGGAAACUGGAGGCCGCUGAGGCUCUGCUGACUCUGAGAAACUCUGCCCAGGUCCCUCCUGACUCCAUGUCCCUGCACCAGCCUUGCAACCCACCAGCUCCUGCUGGAGAUAAAGGAUUCCAGCCUCCCAGCCCCUCUCUCCGCCCCAGGCCAGCCAGCUCCAUCUCGCUGCCUAUUGGACAUCUGGGAUGCAUCUCCCUCUUGAGCUAGGAACCCAGGGGAGGAGGCCUCAACAGAGCACUGCCUAUUUGGUAUCCAGUUUCUGAAAGUGCAAAAUGGUUAACGUCCAAAACGCUUAACGUCUUUUUUUUUUUUUUUUAAGCCUUCAGGUGUUUUAUAAGCUUUUUAUUAUAUGGGGCAAUUCCUUGACUGAAGGUGGAUAUUCUUGUACCUCUAUCCCUUACUCUUUUGGAUGCCGGGGCCUUUUUCUGUUUCAUAAAGACAGGAUUGUGCAAUCUAAGUUGAUCAGUCUCUCAGUGGGAUUCUGUGUGGGUUCAUUUGCCAGAGUUUUUAUACGUCUUGUGAUUGCUGACAUACCUGAGCACUCAUGUGUGUACUCAUGCUUGUGGAAACAUGAAGAUGUUUUCACUUUGUGUCUAGGUUUAUGUAUGUGAACAAAUAAUAAACCCUUGUUGUUAUAAGGCA